AACUUCCGGACGACGAAUCCACUCUUGGGAGGAUAACCUGGGUUGUGUCACUUCCUUGUUCCACAGAGUUCAACAUGGCCACCAGGUGGGGAAUCUGCGGCGCGGGCAAGAUCAGUCACGACUUCACUGUGGCUCUGAAAACUCUGUCAACUGAGGAACACCAGGUUGUGUCUGUGGCAGCUCGCAAGUUAGAGGAUUCACAGGAGUUUGCCAAAAAGCACAGCGUCUCCCGAGCAUAUGGCAGCUACGAAGAGCUGGCCAGAGACCCAGACGUCGAUGUUGUGUAUGUUGGAGUGAUCCAUCCCUACCAUCUGAGGACUUGUCUGCUCUUCACAAACGCAAAGAAGAACGUGCUCUGUGAGAAGCCGCUGGCUAUGAACGCCAAAGAGGUGCGGGAGAUCCUGGCCUCUGCCAAGAAGAACGAUGUCUUCUUCAUGGAGGCUGUCUGGACCCGUUUUUUCCCAGUCUCUGUGGAGAUCAGAAGGCUCCUGGCCCAGCAGCAGUUGGGGGAGGUGCAGAUGGUCAGAUCAGAGUUCGGUGUCCCUUUGAUGCAUGUACCGAGAUCGUAUCAGAAGGAACUGGGUGGUGGAGCAAUGCUAGAUCUUGGCAUCUACUGCCUGCAGUUCAUAUGCAUGGUGUAUGAUGGAGAGAAGCCAGAGAGCAUACAAGCCACAGGAGUGUGCCAGGAGACAGGAGUCGAUGAGACUGUGGUCGUCACUCUGAAGUUCUCGAAGAGCAGAUUCGCUGUGUUCACUUGCUCCUCAAGGAUACAGCUGCCCAAUGAUGCCAUUAUUAUAGGUACAAAGGGCACAAUCAGGGUCCCUGGCCACAUGUGGUGUCCCACAUCGUUAGUGGUGAAUGGUGAGGAGACUCAGUACCCAGUGCCAGAGCCGCAUUUGCCUCUGAACUUCAUCAACAGUACGGGGAUGCGCUAUGAAGCGGAGGAGGUUCGACAGUGUUUGCUCAAAGGGCUGAAGCAGAGUGCAGUUAUGUCUCAUGCCGACUCGCUUUUGCUGGCUGAGGUGGAAGAUGAGAUCCGGAGGCAGGUGGGGGUCGUGUAUGACCAGGACCAGGACCAGUAACUGUUUGACAUACACCCAGACUAUAUUUACCUCAAGUGUAUAAUGUAGAAUAGUUUACAUUCACAGGAAUUUUACAUUCAUACAUCGCCAAUUCACGUUGUUUGUGAGGACGAAUGGUCAGUGGUCUUAAAAACUGGAAUAUUAAGCUCUUUAAAGUUAAUUAAAUAGAACCGGAACCUCAAUGCACUGUUGAGCUUUGAUGAUUUGAAAUAAAAUUUCACUUGCAUUAUUA
Solea solea (common sole) is the source of this 1314-nucleotide messenger RNA. It is a transcript of the gene dhdh.2, whose product is annotated as dihydrodiol dehydrogenase, tandem duplicate 2. The record is from RefSeq and is a predicted model, not a curated record. Gene Ontology annotation, molecular function: nucleotide binding. The transcript is spliced from 7 exons. Lineage: Eukaryota; Metazoa; Chordata; Actinopteri; Pleuronectiformes; Soleidae. The coding region runs from base 75 to 1082 and encodes 335 amino acids.